This is a messenger RNA of Nomascus leucogenys (northern white-cheeked gibbon), 3933 nucleotides long. It is a transcript of the gene DDR1, whose product is annotated as discoidin domain receptor tyrosine kinase 1. The record is from RefSeq and is a predicted model, not a curated record. Gene Ontology annotation, molecular function: protein tyrosine kinase collagen receptor activity; ATP binding; collagen binding. Gene Ontology annotation, biological process: positive regulation of kinase activity; protein phosphorylation; cell surface receptor protein tyrosine kinase signaling pathway. Gene Ontology annotation, cellular component: signaling receptor complex; membrane. NCBI's taxonomy places the organism in Eukaryota, Metazoa, Chordata, Mammalia, Primates, Hylobatidae.
GGGACUACUGGGUCCGGGAGGGGGAAGGGAGGGCUGCGAGCCCGAACGCGCGGCGAGAAGGCCGAGGGGAGGGAGCGGAGCGAGGAGCGGGAGGAGGAAGGGAGGGAGCCGAGGCGAGGGGGAGGCGGCGCCUGGGCCCGAGCCGCCCCAGCCCUGGCUCCUCUCCCCGGAACAGGCCCCCGACAGCUGCUCGCGGGAGCCGCCUCCCGACACCCGAGCCCCGCCGGCGCCUCCCGCUCCCGGCUCCCGGCUCCUGGCUCCCUCCGCCUCCCCCGCCCCUCGCCCCGCCGCCGAAGAGGCCCCGCUCCCGGGUUGGACGCCUGGGUCUGUCGGGAAGAGCGAUGAGAGGUGUCUGAAGGUGGCUAUUCACUGAGCGAUGGGGUUGGACUUGAAGGAAUGCCAAGAGAUGCUGCCCCCACCCCCUUAGGCCUGAGGGAUCAGGAGCUAUGGGGCCAGAGGCCCUGUCAUCUUUACUGCUGCUGCUCUUGGUGGCAAGUGGAGAUGCUGACAUGAAGGGACAUUUUGAUCCUGCCAAGUGCCGCUAUGCCCUGGGCAUGCAGGACCGGACCAUCCCAGACAGUGACAUCUCUGCUUCCAGCUCCUGGUCAGAUUCCACUGCCGCCCGCCACAGCAGGUUGGAGAGCAGUGAUGGGGAUGGGGCCUGGUGCCCUGCAGGGUCGGUGUUUCCCAAGGAGGAGGAGUACUUGCAGGUGGAUCUACAACGACUGCACCUGGUGGCUCUGGUGGGCACCCAGGGACGGCAUGCCGGGGGCCUGGGCAAGGAGUUCUCCCGGAGCUACCGGCUGCGUUACUCCCGGGAUGGUCGCCGCUGGAUGGACUGGAAGGACCGCUGGGGUCAGGAGGUGAUCUCAGGCAAUGAGGACCCUGAGGGAGUGGUGCUGAAGGACCUUGGGCCCCCCAUGGUUGCCCGACUGGUUCGCUUCUAUCCCCGGGCUGACCGGGUCAUGAGUGUCUGUCUGCGGGUAGAGCUCUAUGGCUGCCUCUGGAGGGAUGGACUCUUGUCUUACACCGCCCCUGUGGGGCAGACAAUGUACUUAUCUGAGGCCGUGUACCUCAACGACUCCACCUAUGACGGACAUACCGUGGGCGGAUUGCAGUAUGGGGGUCUGGGCCAGCUGGCAGAUGGUGUAGUGGGGCUGGAUGACUUUAGGAAGAGUCAGGAGCUGCGGGUCUGGCCAGGCUAUGACUAUGUGGGAUGGAGCAACCACAGCUUCUCCAGUGGCUACGUGGAGAUGGAGUUUGAGUUUGACCGGCUGAGGGCCUUCCAGGCUAUGCAGGUCCACUGUAACAACAUGCACACGCUGGGAGCCCGUCUGCCUGGCGGGGUGGAAUGUCGCUUCCGGCGUGGCCCUGCCAUGGCCUGGGAGGGGGAGCCCAUCCGCCACAACCUAGGGGGCAACCUGGGGGACCCCAGAGCCCGGGCUGUCUCAGUGCCCCUUGGCGGCCGUGUGGCUCGCUUUCUGCAGUGCCGCUUCCUCUUUGCGGGACCCUGGUUACUCUUCAGCGAAAUCUCCUUCAUCUCUGAUGUGGUGAACAAUUCCUCUCCGGCACUGGGAGGCACCUUUCUGCCAGCCCCCUGGUGGCCGCCUGGCCCACCUCCCACCAACUUCAGCAGCUUGGAGCUGGAGCCCAGAGGCCAGCAGCCCGUGGCCAAGGCUGAGGGGAGCCCGACCGCCAUCCUCAUCGGCUGCCUGGUGGCCAUCAUCCUGCUCCUGCUGCUCAUCAUUGCCCUCAUGCUCUGGCGGCUGCACUGGCGCAGGCUCCUCAGCAAGGCUGAACGGAGGGUGUUGGAAGAGGAGCUGACGGUUCACCUCUCUGUCCCUGGAGACACUAUCCUCAUCAACAACCGCCCAGGUCCUAGAGAGCCACCCCCGUACCAGGAGCCCCGGCCUCGUGGGAAUCCGCCCCACUCCGCUCCCUGUGUCCCCAGUGGCUCUGCCUACAGUGGGGACUAUAUGGAGCCUGAGAAGCCAGGCACCCCGCUUCUGCCCCCACCUCCCCAGAACAGCGUCCCCCAUUAUGCCGAGGCUGACAUUGUUACCCUGCAGGGCGUCACCGGGGGCAACACCUAUGCUGUGCCUGCACUGCCCCCAGGGGCAGUCGGGGAUGGGCCCCCCAGAGUGGAUUUCCCUCGAUCGAGGCUCCGCUUCAAGGAGAAGCUUGGCGAGGGCCAGUUUGGGGAGGUGCACCUGUGUGAGGUCGACAGCCCUCAAGAUCUGGUCAGUCUUGAUUUCCCCCUUAAUGUGCGUAAGGGACACCCCUUGCUGGUAGCUGUCAAGAUCUUACGGCCAGAUGCCACCAAGAAUGCCAGGAAUGAUUUCCUGAAGGAGGUGAAGAUCAUGUCGAGGCUCAAGGACCCAAACAUCAUCCGGCUGCUGGGCGUGUGUGUGCAGGAUGACCCCCUCUGCAUGAUUACUGACUACAUGGAGAACGGUGACCUCAACCAGUUCCUCAGUGCCCACCAGCUGGAGGACAAGGCAGCCGAGGGGGCCCCUGGGGACGGGCAGGCUGCGCAGGGGCCCACCAUCAGCUACCCAAUGCUGUUGCAUGUGGCAGCCCAGAUCGCCUCCGGCAUGCGCUAUCUGGCCACACUGAACUUUGUACAUCGGGACCUGGCCACGCGGAACUGCCUAGUUGGGGAAAAUUUCACGAUCAAAAUCGCAGACUUUGGCAUGAGCCGGAACCUCUAUGCUGGGGACUAUUACCGUGUGCAGGGCCGGGCAGUGCUGCCCAUCCGCUGGAUGGCCUGGGAGUGCAUCCUCAUGGGGAAGUUCACGACUGCGAGUGACGUGUGGGCCUUUGGCGUGACCCUGUGGGAGGUGCUGAUGCUCUGCAGGGCCCAGCCCUUUGGGCAGCUCACCGACGAGCAGGUCAUCGAGAAUGCGGGGGAGUUCUUCCGGGACCAGGGCCGGCAGGUGUACCUGUCCCGGCCGCCUGCCUGCCCGCAGGGCCUAUAUGAGCUGAUGCUUCGGUGCUGGAGCCGGGAGUCUGAGCAGCGACCACCCUUUUCCCAGCUGCAUCGGUUCCUGGCAGAGGAUGCACUCAACACGGUGUGAAUCACACAUCCAGCUGCCCCUCCCUCAGGGAGCGAUCCAGGGGAAGCCAGUGACACUAAAACAAGAGGACCCAAUGGCACCUCUGCCCUUCCCCUCCCGACAGCCCAUCACCUCUAAUAGAGGCAGUGAGACUGCAGGUGGGCUGGGCCCACCCAGGGAGCUGAUGCCCCUUCUCCCCUUCCUGGACACACUCUCAUGUCCCCUUCCUGUUCUUCCUUCCCAGAAGCCCCUGUCGCCCACCCAGCUGGCCCUGUGGAUGGGAUCCUCUCCAACCUCCUCCAGCCAUCCCUUGGGGAAGGGUGGGGGGAAAUAUAGGAUAGACACUGGACAUGGCCCAUUGGAGCACCUGGGCCCCACUGGACAACACUGAUUCCUGGAGAGGUGGCUGCGCCCCCAGCUUCCUCUCCCUGUCACACACUGGACCCCACUGGCUGAGAAUCUGGGGGUGAGGAGGACAAGAAGGAGAGGAAAAUGUUUCCUUGUGCCUGCUCCUGGACUUGUCCUCAGCUUGGGCUUCUUCCUCCAUCACCUGAAACACUGGACCUGGGGGUAGCCCCGCCCCAGCCCUCAGUCACCCCCACUUCCCACCUGCAGUCUUGUAGCUAGAACUUCUCUAAGCCUGUACGUUUCUGUGGAGUAAAUAUUGGGAUUAGGGGGAAAGAGGGAGCAAUGGCCCAUAGCCUUGGGGUUGGACAUUUCUAGUGUAGCUGCCACAUUGAUUUUUCUAUAAUCACUUGGGGUUUGUACAUUUUUGGGGGGAGAGACACAGAUUUUUACACUAAUAUAUGGACCUAGCUUGAGGCAAUUUUAAUCCCCUGCACUAGGCAGGUAAUAAUAAAGGUUGAGUUUUCCACAA